Cololabis saira (Pacific saury) is the source of this 1255-nucleotide messenger RNA. It is a transcript of the gene irx7, whose product is annotated as iroquois homeobox 7. The record is from RefSeq and is a predicted model, not a curated record. Gene Ontology annotation, molecular function: RNA polymerase II cis-regulatory region sequence-specific DNA binding; DNA-binding transcription factor activity, RNA polymerase II-specific. Gene Ontology annotation, cellular component: nucleus. Gene Ontology annotation, biological process: regulation of transcription by RNA polymerase II; neuron differentiation; cell development. The transcript has 2 exons. Bases 28 to 1032 code for a protein of 334 amino acids. Lineage: Eukaryota; Metazoa; Chordata; Actinopteri; Beloniformes; Belonidae.
AGCGCGCUGGGACCCGCAGGGACAAACAUGCCCGCAUCGCAAACGGGAUUUGGCAACUUGCUGUUGGAGAGAAGCAUGGGAAUGCCGGCUGGAUACCCGCUCCCGGUGCUGGGCUGCCACCCCGGGGUGCAGCAGCACCACCAGGCUCAGCAGCAGCAGCAGCAGCAGCUGGCGGCCAUGGCCGCCGGGCUCCCUCUCACCUACUCAGGACUACAGGGAUAUAGUUUUCUCCCCUAUCCUCAUCACAGACACAUCACACACAUGAGCAAUGCCUUCGACCUGAAGGCUGCCUCUCCGUACCACCAGGCUCUGUUGGCCCGCGGCGGGGUAGGCGGGGUGUUUUACCCCCCGUACCGCGCGGGGGCCGCCGAGGACCCCGGCAGGGUGGCCAAGGUGGCCACCAGGGAGAGCACCGGGGCUCUGAAGGCCUGGCUGCAGGAGCACCUGAAGAACCCGUACCCCACCAAGGGGGAGAAGAUCAUGCUGGCCAUCAUCACCAAGAUGAGCCUCACGCAGGUCUCCACAUGGUUCGCCAACGCGCGCCGGCGCCUCAAGAAGGAGAACCGGGUGAGCUGGGCGUGCAAGGGCAAGUCCGACGAGGAGGAGGACGAGGAGCAGGAGGCGGACAGCGACGAGGACGAGGGUCCGGUUCAGAAAUGUGAGCUGGAGGAGCGGGGAGGAGAGGAGGGAGGAGAGGAGGUCGGGGCCGCGCAGGAGCGCACCACAGAGCGCGCAGACGCGCGUCUGGAGACUCCGCAGCUCCGCAGCAGCGGGGAAGACACGGGACUGGAGCUGGGGAAGAAAGCUGAGAGCACGGACUCACACCGGACCCCGUCGGCUUCGGAGAGCAAAGACAACGUCGUGAGUCAGAAACCCAAAAUCUGGUCCCUGGCGGAGACGGCCACCUCCGACACCGCGCACAAACCCGCGGACUUGAGUAGUUUCCCCUCCCCGGGGAAGCUGUGGGCGGACUGGGCUGCACGGAACAGACUCUUCCUCCCCUCUUAUUAUACCUCUCACGAAAUAGUCUGAGUUAGACACAAAUGAAAGACUUUUUUCUCAUAUUUUGCACUUUAUAUCUUCCAACCUGAUGGGGCUUCCUGGAGUUUCAGGGAACUGCAAAUCUGUUGCGACACACCAAAGAAGCAUUGUGUUAUUGUAAAUAAAUGCAGAUGUAUUUUUCCACCAGUAUGAUGUAAAUUAUGUUUCCUUUUUUCUUUCCAAGAAGAAGUAUUUUGGUAAAAUAAAUUUUGGC